Messenger RNA from Ornithodoros turicata, 1599 nucleotides. RefSeq lists its product as uncharacterized. Lineage: Eukaryota; Metazoa; Arthropoda; Arachnida; Ixodida; Argasidae. Gene Ontology annotation, molecular function: nucleic acid binding. The record is from RefSeq and is a predicted model, not a curated record. Bases 144 to 1442 code for a protein of 432 amino acids. The transcript has a single exon.
UGCGCUGGUUAACCUGGUGCUGGUUAAGCCGUUAAGCGCUUCCGGCUAAAAUACGGUUGCGUAAACGAAGACUGUGGAUACAGCUACGGCUAACGUUAGGCUAAAGUAGUAGGUCAUGGACAUUGUCAUGGCGCGCGUGGCACAUGUGGUACGAUUGUGCAUCCGAAACUGGAAUGCCGAAGCCCGACAAGUGUGACCGUGCACGGGAAGGUGUGCGCUCAUUGAGCGCUGUAGCUAAGAAUGUUGUGUGCAAUGUGUACUUGUACUUUUCUCAUCAACGAGAAAUGUACCUGCGGGUACUCAAUGGCAACGAUGUUACCUGCGCAUGUUCGAUAUGCAAAAUUGUGUUGCCUUGCGUCUCAAACCCUUGGUCAAGCUUGCCAUUUAGAGCUACCGAGCUCGCCACUAAUGUCCGGAAGCGACACAUAUUUCGCAUAGCCAAACGAAAGGAUGACAGCCUCCAAGAGUUCAUCACUCCAGAGAGAGGUUCUGCUCCCACUUUUGCAGAACGUCAACAGGUACGUGAAGCUCUUUCACAGUUUUUUGAUCAGAAGAAACACUGGCUCCGAAGUAUGAAAUUUGCAUUGAAAAACGGAUACCCGGAAGGACGUUUUGGCUACGUUCUCGAAUCACUCGGAUUUGUGUUUCGACGCUGGAACGACGUCAUGGUGCCAAUUGAGCAAUGUUCCCUCAUUGCGAAACGCGCACGUUACCUCCGAGACGUUCAGGAGGCGCGAGGCCGUGGCACACUUUUUUUUCUUGACAUGUGCUGGUUGGAUGAUAAGCAUGUGGUGGCACACAGACCUGAAGAUUGCAUAUGUCCAAGCGCAGCUGUUUUAUUUGCUGGGUCCAAUGCAAGUGGCACCGCCCCAACAUUCGAAAUAGUUCCAUCUCCUGGCGACGUUCGGGGUUCAUUAUGUUCUUGGGUGCGCAAUCUGGCCGAGAAACUACCUGCUCGUUCCAUUGUGGUUAUUACUGACUUUACUUGGAUGACUGACCCUACAGAGAAGCUACCUUCCGAGAUAAGUCCGAAGCAGGAAAUAAUACAGUGGUUGGAACAACACUCAACACCCUAUGACCGCACAAGCAGCAGGUAUGAACUGCUUGAACUAGUACUAGAACAAGAAGCAAAGUUAUGUGCCCCUCAACUGCAGUCCAUCAUGGAAAGUGCUGGUCAUUCAGUGCUCUUUUUGCCAUCUAAUGUGCUAGAGUUGAACCCUGUAUCCCUUGUAUGGCAGUACCUUGAAAGGAGCUUGAAGAAGAAUAGCUCUGCAGAUCCAGAAACACUCCUAAGUCACAUCAAUGAGGAUAUUUGGUACCAGUUUUAUUUAAGUGCUGUUGAUCUUGAAGAGGCUUACAGAAAUGCUGAUGGUACGAUGUUUCAUGCACUGGAACGCAUGCCUGUCAAUACAGAUGCAUACAGGGAUGAAACAUUAGUCUAGUUCUUGUUUUCUUGAUGUCAGUUUUUCACACAGCUGUGAUACGUAACACCAUUUCUGGUAUGUACUGUUUAUUUUAUAGUGUAAUGUAUGUAUGUAUGCAUAAAAAACUCACACUAAAGUGCACUUCUACAUUACAAUAAACGUUAGUUUGUAUCUA